CAGAUAAAUGUUCAGAUAAACUGCCAUCUCUUGCACUGUCACUGUCUGAUAUAUAUUAUUCACACACUUCGAAUUAACUAUCAGUAAUUAGAAUAAUAGCUCCGACUACAGAAGGCUGCAGCCAUGGUUCCAACGGUGAAGUUAAACAAUAAUCAAGACUUUCCAGUAUUAGGCUUGGGCACAUACACAGCCGAGCCCGGAGAGAUGAAGCAGGUAGUUAAAGACGCCAUAGACGCAGGGUACAGACAUUUCGACACCGCUCUGUUCUAUAGAAACGAGAAGGAGGUUGGUGCAGCCAUCAGAGCUAAGAUUGCAGACGGAACCAUAACAAGAAACCAAGUCUUCGUCACUACGAAGCUAUGGAACACACACCAUAGACCAGAUGUCGUCGUGCCUACCCUAAAGACAUCUCUGGAAAAUCUAGGACUCGAAUACGUUGACCUCUAUCUCAUUCACUGGCCGUUCGGUUUCAAGGAAGGUGAUAACGGGCUUCCUGAGGAUGCAGCUCACAAACUGAUCUACAGUGACGUGGAUUACGUAGACACAUGGAAAACAAUGGAGGACUGCGUGAGAUUACGUCUCACAAAAAGCAUCGGCUUGUCCAACUUCAACAGCAAGCAGAUACAGCGAGUACUAGACGUUGCCACCAUCAAACCGGUCGUCAACCAGAUUGAAUGUCACCCCUACUUGAACCAGACCAAGUUGAUUAAGUUCUGCAAAGAAAAGGGGAUAGUGGUCACAGGAUACAGCCCUUUCGGGGGACCUACAAGUAUCGCGCCACUGCAUAAGGGCGAAUCCCCUGAACCACUUAAGGACCCCAAAAUAAAGGAAGUGGCGGACAAGUACGGCAAGACCACAGCACAGAUCAUCCUCAGAUAUCUGAUUCAACAUGGAAUUGUACCAAUUCCUAAAUCUUCUAACAAGAACCGCCUUCAAGAAAAUAUCGACAUCUUUAACUUCGAGCUAGUGCCCGAAGACGUAGCUGCAAUGGAUGCUUUGAACAGGAACAAGAGAAUAUGCGACUUCAUACAAACGAAGGACCACAAGCAUUACCCUUUCAACAUACAAUUCUGAAGAAGAUCAUGAAAACUUGUGCGUUUGUAAAUACGAAGCAAACUUUAAAAAAAUACAUGUUACACUUUUCAGUAACAACAUAAUUGAAGCUGCGAUAUCUAGUCUCAUUCAAAAAGUAGCCACAGAAAAACAAACAAAAAAAAUAAUACAAGAGGCUUAUAAUAGGUUCUGUGACAUAUGUAGGUAUCCUUACAAAUUAGCAGUUUUUCCUCAUAGUGAACUCUGUAUAAAAUACUUCACCAAACUUCAGAGUAAAUUACAUCAGUGACAUGUU
Messenger RNA from Zootermopsis nevadensis, 1348 nucleotides. Its product is annotated as aldo-keto reductase 1B. NCBI's taxonomy places the organism in Eukaryota, Metazoa, Arthropoda, Insecta, Blattodea, Termopsidae. Gene Ontology annotation, molecular function: oxidoreductase activity. The record is from RefSeq and is a predicted model, not a curated record.